Molecule: messenger RNA, 3487 nt
Organism: Scleropages formosus (Asian bonytongue)
Lineage: Eukaryota; Metazoa; Chordata; Actinopteri; Osteoglossiformes; Osteoglossidae
Gene: nf2b
Product: NF2, moesin-ezrin-radixin like (MERLIN) tumor suppressor b
Exons: 18
Coding region: 378-2129 (583 amino acids)
Cellular component (GO): cytoskeleton
Molecular function (GO): actin binding
Source: RefSeq, a predicted model, not a curated record
UGGCCGCUCGCAGUUCGCAGUCCCACCUGUAGAGCGAGCUCAAAACAAAAGGCUGCGUAUGUGCCGUAGGCGGCUAGCUGGAGAAGCUAGCCAGCGAGGCAGUGGCGCGGCGCCGCUUUAAAAACAGACGUAUCGAUAUGUGUUGUUAAAGACAACAUGGGCGAAAGGGGAACGCUGCGGCAGACGAGCAGUUUUAGACUAGUUGUGACUGUUUCUGUCUCGUAGAAAGGACUCCGUGAACUUUCCUAGCUCACGAGUCGACUUCUGCUCCGGCUCAGAUUUCCUACUGCAAUCCGGGCACUUUCGUUUCGCCGUUUCGGCCUGCUUCUCUCUCUGGAAAUAAUAUUCCAGUCAAGUUAAUUGCACUAGUACCAAACAUGUCGAUCUUGGGUUUAAAGAAGAAACAGCCAAAGACUUUUAAGGUGAAAGUCAUCACCAUGGAUGCGGAGGUGGAGUUCAGCUGUGAGGUGAAGUGGAAAGGAAAAGAUCUGUUUGACCUCGUUUGCCGCACAAUCGGGUUAAGGGAGACCUGGUUCUUUGGGCUCAGGUACAUUGUGAAAGACACUUAUGCCUGGCUGAAAAUGGAAAAGCGGGUUUUGGAUCAAGAAGUUCCAAAGGAAUUCCCAAUCACAUUUCACUUCCUGGCAAAAUUUUUCCCAGAGAAAGUGGAAGAGGAGCUUGUCCAGGAAAUUACUCAACACCUCUUCUUUCUACAGGUUAAAAAGAAAAUCUUGGAUGAGGAGAUAUUUUGCUCUCCAGAAGCCUGCGUUCUUCUGGCAUCGUAUGCUGUGCAAGCCAAGUAUGGUGAUUAUGAUCCAAAUUUUCACAAACCAGGCUUUUUGUCACAAGAUGAGCUUUUGCCUAAAAGGGUCCUGAUGCAGUACCAAAUGACUGCCGACAUGUGGGAAGAGAAGAUUACUGCCUGGUAUGCUGAGCACAGAGGAAUUGCUAGGGACGAAGCUGAAAUGGAGUAUUUGAAAAUUGCUCAAGACCUGGAAAUGUAUGGAGUCAGUUAUUUUUCAAUAACGCAAAAUAAGAGGGAUACAGAUCUGCUGCUGGGUGUGGAUGCUCAAGGGCUUCACAUAUACAGCCCAAACAACAAGCUGAACCCCAACAAGUCCUUUCCCUGGAGUGGGAUCCGCAACAUCUCCUACAGCGAGAAGGAGUUCACGAUAAAACCACUGGACAAAAAGAAGGAAGUCUUUAAGUUCUACUCCUCCCAGCUUCGAGUCAAUAAACUGAUACUGCAACUGUGCAUCGGGAACCACGAUCUGUUCAUGAGGAGGAGGAAGGUAGACACUAUCGAGGUCCAGCAGAUGAAAGCACAGGCCAAGGAGGAGAAGGCUCGAAAAAAGGUGGAGCGCCAGAUCCUAGCCCGGGAGAAGCAAAUGAGGGAGGAGGCUGAGCGAGCUAAGGAGGAGAUGGAGCGACGGCUGUUCCAGCUGCAGGAUGAGGCACGCCUGGCAAAUGAGGCACUGCUUCGCUCAGAGGAGACUGCAGACCUGCUGGCUGAGAAGGCACAAAUUGCAGAGGAAGAGGCCAAGCUGUUGGCCCACAAAGCAGCAGAGGCAGAGCAGGAGCGCCAGCGACUGGAGGUUACAGCUCUCAAAACCAAGGAGGAGAAGCGGCUGAUGGAACAGAAGAUGAGGGAGGCAGAACAGCUGGCUGUGAAGUUAGUGGAGCAGUCGGAAAGGAGGUUGAAGGAGGCAGAUCACCUGAAGCAGGACCUGAAUGAGGCCAAGGAUGCUGAGCGCAGGGCUAAGCAGAAGCUGCUGGAGAUCACCAAGUCUACCUACCCUCUAAUGGCUGCAUACUCCAGCCCCCCUCCUCCACCUGAUGGGACAGGCCUUCACUUGGAAGCCGGGUCUUGCAGGAUGGACUUCAAAGACACAGACAUGAAGAGGCUCUCUAUGGAGAUCGAAAGAGAACGGUUGGAGUACAUGGAGAAGAGCAAACAUUUACAGGACCAACUAAAGGAAUUGAAAUCAGAAAUAGAGUCCCUGAAGUUGGAAGAACAGCAGCAGGGCGGCUUGUUCGCCCACCGUGGGGAUGCCAGAGUAUACGUUGAUCCACCCUACAUCCCCCACAGCAAUGUCGGGCACUAUGAUUUGGAGGUUAUCUACAUUUGAAUCCCCCAGUGAGGAUAAUGGAACAGUCCUGAGGGUAACUCUGCCUUCUUGGCUCACAUGGCAUAUUCUGAAGAGGUGUGAUCGGACCCACAGUUCCAGAAGCUGAUGAUAAGCAUGAAGAGCAGGGAACUGUCUUGUUGCCUUGCACUGAUCAUGGCUACAACAUGUGUAUAUAAUGUUAUGAAUUAACAAAACUUUGUAUUAGCUUUCAAAGCUUUGAAAUACCUCCCAAAAAGUAUCAAGUUUUCCUUUUUUGUUUUUGCCUAAGAUGUUAACCCAGCAUGUUUUGUUUGAUGCACACUUUUUGCAUUUUUUCAAGAUUCAGGAAGAUUAGAGUUCAGCUUUGAGUUUUAUUUUCAAAAAGGGAAUCUUAUAAAAAUGUUAUGUAAAAAGCUAUGCAAUACAUGGGAAUGGAGAUGAGAAUGUCAUUAUAUGAGCCCAAGUGCAGUCUGCAUUACAUUGCUGCCACGCUUGGUGUGUAGUUACCAGUGUGAAGGGGUCUGUUGUACUCUACAUCACAGUAGUUGUCACAUGUCCCUUGUUCACAUGGUUUUUACUGCAGCUUCAGGCAAGCUAUGGUGCUUUGUUCAAAAACCGAAGAUACUAAAACAGGAAAAAGAGCUUGAGCGGACAUUUCUGUUUUUUGUGUUUGUUUUGGUGAGCCUGCACAUUUAUGUUUAAUUUUUUGUAACGUCCGUUUUUCAGUAUCCAAGCAUUGUGCCUUAUUUUUAAUGUACAUUUCCCCAGUGUCUCUGAAAGUGCAUGCUCACAUUUCAGCCCUCUGUUUGCCUUUUGUGAUGCUGGUAUAUGCAGGUUUCUCCUGCUGUUGUUUCUUAACAGGAUGGUCCUACUGGCUGGGGUCCUUCUCCAGUUGUUCUUCAGUCUUUUUGAUAGUUACAGUUCAUGUGUUGAAGCUGCAGUCAUUACACUUGUGAAAUCACGCUCAGUAGUAUUUACACCACUCCAACAAUUUAUUCAUAAGGACUGCUUUGCUGAAACUUGCAUUGGAUGACCAGCAUUCUUGCAUAUACUACUUUUGGUUUGAAUUGUUUUUGAACACCUGACGUCUUUGCCAGCAUAAUGGCAAAGAUUAAAUGUCCAUGCUUUAGUGAUUAGCCAUAAAGCUGGUUUUUAAUUUUUGGUUUGUGAGUCCCCUAUGGUGAAGAAUCACAGUCCAAACAAGAAUUAAAGCACUUAGUCUUAUAAAAGGGCUACUCCAGCAAACACUACCAGGAUUUGGGGGGUCUGUAGUAUUUUGAAACAAUAUGAAAUAUAUUUUUAUGCUUCACAUGUCAUUGGUAGACAUGGAUUUGCAAGUGCCUCACUGUUUUGUACUUUGUGACUGACAUUUAUUUCAA